Molecule: messenger RNA, 807 nt
Organism: Micromonas commoda
Lineage: Eukaryota; Viridiplantae; Chlorophyta; Mamiellophyceae; Mamiellales; Mamiellaceae
Exons: 1
Source: RefSeq, a predicted model, not a curated record
GAGACGGCGUCGCGUCGGUCCAAGCGAUGGCAGGCGUACAGGGAGGGUAAGCCCCUGCCGGACGACCUCUCGCACGAGCAGACCCGGGUGAGCCGCCCCGAUGGCGCGCUCAAGACGCUGAUGCGCAAGGGCGUGCCCCAUGACCUGAGGCCCAAGGUGUGGAUAGCCGCGUCCGGCGCGGCUUCGAAGAAGUUGAGAGCGCCCCGCGCGUAUUACAAGAGGCUCAGGUCCUUACCCGUGGAGAAGGCGGUGAGGGACCAGGUGGACAUCGACUUAAUCAGGACGUUCCCGGAGAACUCCAGGUACAACACUGAGGUUGGUAGGGAGAUCUUGCGCAGGGUGCUGCUGGCGUACGCGAGGCACAACCCGGGCACGGGGUACUGCCAGGGCAUGAACUACGUGGGCGCGUUCCUGUGGCUGGUGCUGCGGGACGAGGAGAUGGUGUUCUGGGUGAUGGUGUGUUUGCUGGACGACAUCUGCCAGCCGGGGGUGCACGCGCCGGACAUAAGGGGAACGAUCAGCGAGUACAGGGUGCUGCACGGGCUGCUCGCGACACGCGAGCCCAGGCUGCAACGGCACUUCGAGAAGACGGAGACGGACCUGGUGAUGAUCGCGUCCAAGUGGCUCCUGUGCUUCUUCACGGAGUCGCUACCCCCGGAGUCUGCGGCGAGGGUGCUGGACGCGGUGUUCAGCGAGGGGUUCAAGGUUUGGUUCAGGGUUUGCCUCGCCAUGUUGAAGCUCAACGAGUCCGAGCUUCUCAAGUGCGAUUCGCUGCCGGAUACCAUGCAGCUGCUGCAGAACUCCUUC